AUGAUUGACGAGCUGGCUACCCUGCUCAUGUGGAUGGUCUACUUCUCAUGUGGCAGCCCAUAUCGAUUUCCAGAGCUUUUGACUUUGAAAUACGCAGGUGACGACCGGAACGUGUUCUUGGAUGAUAAGUCGCGAUGCAUCCAGCUGCUGACAACGUACUCCAAGGUUCGUGGCUACAAAAAGAUUAUAAAGAUGCUGGACAAACGGACCUCGAACUAUGUGUUCUACUUUAUUAUGGUAUUACGGCCCAUACAGAUUGAUAUUGUGGGCAAGGAAUACGACAAGAUUGGUCCUGAUAUCUUUGGAGAGGCGAUAUACAGUGACGAGGAGGUACCGCUUCAUUUCGAGGGAGAUGAGACUCUUACAAAUGAUAAGAUCUCAGCUAGUAUCAUUCGCUCGUAUCUCUUCGUUGAUGUGGCCAAAGGAAGACUCAUCAAGGACACUACGUUCUUUUCUAUGUUGAAGAAAUACCCCGAAUCGGUGCGAGACACCCAGCGACUAAACUUUCGAGAGCUGAGGCACGCCAUGAUAGCAAUUAUCAGGAAGUAUAUCAAAACCGAUAGCGACUUGGGGCAAACCUUGUGGGAUGCAAUGAAGGAGCUAUUGUCUGCGCACUCAGUCAGAACAGGCAGAGAGGUCUACGGGGUUGAUCCUUUCUCCAUCGAGAGUGUGGAGCCUUCAACUGCUGGAGAGCUGCAGCUGGGAGUUGCCAGAAUGUGGCAUGCUUGGAUUCACCUUGAUGUUACUAUUAGAGCAGCACCGAGGUCAAGUGGCCAAAUCGAAAGCGCAACGCCUCCCUUCCGACCCAAUGUCAGUCUUAAGGACAUUUUCCAAGCUGGGCAAAGCAUAUACGGGAGGGGCUUCAAGCUCAGCCAGGACCAGCUGCUACUUGUCAGUGAGAUAUAUCUAUCAACGACACCAGUGAUUCCCAUUCAGGCUCCUACGGGGUUUGGUAAGACGUUGCUGUUUGAGUUGCCCAUGUUGGCAUUGCGCAAGAAAAAUGUCGUCUCGUUUGUCUUUGUUCCUUACAAUACGCUUCUCGGAGACAUGAGUCAAAGACUGCAGAGAGACGGACUGCGCGUAGGCUUUGUGCGCGAUCUGCUGAGUGAUGACCCUGUUGGACGUCACGACUUUUGUGACGUUUACGUGGGAAUAUUCGAUAACAUGGGAAGAUCUGAUUUCAGGCUUCUGAUAGAGGGUGCAUCCUUAGGAAUGCUAGUGAUUGACGAGUGUCAUAAUCUGUAUGAUGAAAGAGAUUUUAGAGCAUCCGGUUUCAGAGGCAUUCCUGCUGUUCCUUUGUCAAACUUCUGGAAGGUGGUGCUACUAACAGCCACAGCCGGAAAAGAAGGGCUAAAGAGACCAUUGGACUUUUUGAAUCUCGAAGACGUCGAGAUAUGGGACAUGAUAACGGAGAUGCCAUUGAAACAUGUGGAAAAGACUUUUGAGAAAGUCAAGCAGGGGCAGCUUGAUACUAUUGCAUUGCAAUACAUAAACGAACAGCAAGACGGAAAGGUGAUUGUUGUACUUGGGGAGAAAGCCAGAGUAGAGGAGUUUGCUCUGAAUCUGGAUAUCGAUUGCAUCUGGGUCCAUGGCGAUCUCGAAGCUAAGGAAAAGGUGAAGAGGAUACAGAACUUCAAAAACCAGGAUACCAAGGUGCUAGUGGGAACAAAGCUGGUUUGCGAGGGCAUUGACAUAGCCGAGGUGCGACUGGUGCUUCUUGUGGGGUACAUGCCGCCAGUGUCGACAUACAUCCAGAUGGCAGGACGUUUGAGAAAGGCGGGGAGGUGCGUGACACUCUGGAACAAACGGUCGUUACACAAAGAUUCCAUGCGUGUGCGGAACUACGCCAAGGCGAUAAGGGAGUUCUAUGGGCUGGAGGAGGAAGCAGGUGAGGAGACCGCAGGUGGGGAGAACGCAGGUGAGGAGAUCGAAGGUGAGCCGGGUCUUGAUGAUGACGAAACUACAGGUGUAAUGGGUCUUGGUGAUGACGAAACUUCAGGUGGAAUAGGUACUCGUGAUCAAGAAACUACCGGUGAUCUUGGCAUUGCUGAUGUACAGCCUGAAAAUAUACCGCUAAGAGAUACACACGACAACACAAGUCAAAUGAUGAGUUGUGAAGAUCGAACCUAA
Molecule: messenger RNA, 2130 nt
Organism: Lachancea nothofagi CBS 11611
Lineage: Eukaryota; Fungi; Ascomycota; Saccharomycetes; Saccharomycetales; Saccharomycetaceae
Source: the annotation of a GenBank genome assembly